CCCCAGGCUCCACUUCCGAUCUUGCGCACCAGGCGGCUGCCAUGGCGUCCUCCCGCUUGCCUCCCGGGGCGCUGACGCUGAAGCAGUUCAUGAGAAGACAACAAGUUCUCGUCCUCUACAGAAAGAUCUUGCGAGCGAUUAGGCAAGUUCCCAGUGAGGCUGACCGAAAGUACCUUCAGGACUGGGCCAGGGAAGAAUUCAAAAGGAACAAAAGCGCCACAGAAGAGGAUACAAUCCGAAUGAUGAUUACUCAAGGCAAUAUGCAGCUAAAGGAAUUAGAAAGGACACUCGCUUUAGCAAAGUCUUAACCGGAAGGUUUUCAGAUCCCCAUACAUUUUGUACGGGCUCAAAGCCACUGUCACAAAGGACAAGAUGAUUAUGCCAAUCAAGCAUGCAAGGCAAGGCGCUGACAUUUCCACUACAGUGGCUGCAAGUGACCUAGCGUGAAGAUGGGCGCUUGGAACCGUACACUCAGGUGAAAGUAAAACAGCAGCAGCCACUUUGGGAAACAGACUAUUAGUUCUUGAAAAGGUAACUAGAGGGCUUGGUGAGAUGGCGCCGCGGAUAAGGAAGGCUCUUGCUGCCAGGAACAUGAGUUUGACCCCUGGACCUACUGGUGGAAGGAGAGAACCACUUCAGAAAGUUGUCUAUCCUCUGACCUCCUCACGGUCUCUGCGGCACAUAAACAAGAGAGAGAGAAUGUGAUUAUAAAUAAAUAAAUAAAUAAAUAAAUAAAUAAAAGGUGACACAGAGUUACCUCAUACAUCAGCAAGUCUUGACUUUAAUCAAGAGAACUGAAGCCAUGCCUAUAAAAAGUAUAUACAGAGUUCUUUUUUUGUUUUGUUUUGGACACAGGUUUUUCUCUUUGUAGAUCAGGCUGGCCUCGAACUCACAGAGAUCCACCUGCCUCUGCCUCCCAAGUGCUGGGAUUAAAGGUGUGCACCACCACCUCCAGGCAAUGUGUCCAAAUGUUACAUCAGUUAGAGCCAUCUGCAGGUCUCGUGCUUUGAAGGUAAGGGUUACAGUUCAGGGAAGAUCCAUGUUUUUGUUAGAAACAGGAGAGCUUUGUGUGUUUUUCAGUAAACAGUUUAAUGCUCUGUAGAGCAUGUGUGGGUUUUGCUGUACCAUCUUUAGACUAAGGGUAUGGUGUGACCUCCCUACCUCAAGCUGAAAAAACAAAACAAAGACAAAAAUAGAACUGGCAGGGUACUGAUUCUAGGAGAUGCUCCACCACAGUGUCUCAACCUGAAUGACUCUUGCAUGGGGUCACAUACCAGAAACUUCCAUUACGAUUCAUAACUAGCAAAAUUACAGUCAUGAAGUAGCAACUGAACAAUUUUGUGGUUGGGGUCCCACAGCAUGUAUCAGGGGCUUUGCUCUUCAGGUGUGCUACGGUUUAUGGCCGGAGCUUUGUUGGAAAUGAAAGGGAUGAGAACACUGAAAAGCAAAAAGAGGAGGAAGACUGGGCAGUUCAACUCCUGCGCCUAACAUCCUCAUGGACACCGAGCCAUCAAGGCAGAGUCUUGGUCCACUGCGCUCUCCUUCAAAAAUGGGAGAAAGAAAUACAUCACAAAGUUGACAUCAGGGCCCUUGAGAUAAAAUUCAUACACAAUUGAGUGGAAGUGGAAACUUGUUGAGGAUUCUGAAGCUAUCCUGUAGGCAGUCUGUGUCCUGUCAACAUCACAGAUUCCAGGCUGGGAACCUAACUUGUACUGGGUGCCUGGAAAGAUGGUGCAAAAUGUGCUUGACCUGUGUGGCCUGAGCACAGCGCCACCUCCUGGAGCCUUGGGGUCCCACACACAGUUCUGCUUGCUAAGUGAGCUAACUCCAUGCUUUUCUAAGCCAAUAAAUAUACAGCCUGUGCUGUAUAUUGCUAGCAAGCAUUUGUGAACAAUUUGGGUUUUUGUUUUUGAAACCAGGUCUCCUGUUUUAAUCCUCCAUCCUCCACCUACCAAGUGCCAGGAUUGCGGAUGUGUUUCUGUGAACAUUGUUGAAAAGAGAGGACUUGGAAUGGUCCCCUCAUGUGGUCUGCUUGACAUUCAAAUUCAAAUACAGACUCUGAGGAGGUCUAAUAUCUUGGAACUAAACAGCAGUCAUGAGAUGUGGAUGCUAAUGAUGAUCCAACAGUGGCGUACAGGGAAUUCUUUAAAAGCGUAUACAGCUGCCAAUCACCCUAAGGCAAGCUGGGGUUCGAUUUUGUUUCUCUGAACUUACUAUGUAGCUCUGGCUGCCAUAAACUCAGAGAUCUACCUGCCUCUGCCAAGUGCCGGGCAUGUGCUACCACACCCUGCGUAAUUAUUUUUAGAGCAGAUAAAACACUUUGGGUGAAAUUAUUUUCAGAGGGAAAGGUUAGUGCAGUACCCAGAUGUGCCUUCAUCUCCAAGGGACAGUUCUAAUUGGCUCACUCGGGUGCUUUGAUUAGCCCCUUUCUGGCUUAUAGGCCAAGUCUUGCUUGGCUCCUUCGUGUGUGUGUGUGUGUGUGUGUGUGUGAUUAUUUAUUUUAUGUGCAUUGAUGUUUUGCCUGCAUGUGUGUCUGUGUGAGUGUGUGGAUCCCUUAGAGCUAUAAUUACAGACAGUUGUGAGCUGCCAUGUCGGUGCUAGGAAUUGACCCUGGGUCAUGAGAAGGGUCUUUCAGCAGUGUUUUCCUUGGGUGCAGGACCACAGUUGAGACGUUGGCCAGAUAGAGAUGCUGGUAAAGUUUUACUCGUCCUGAAUUCAGUUUAUUUGGACUCAGGAUUGUACAGCCUAUCGACCGUUAUCUGUUUGAAUGUCAGACUCAUACUUGUUCCUAGAACUUAAGAUGUUUUAACAAUUGGCUUUAUGCAUGUGAAUCAACAACAAUCCACCUCUAAUCCAGUACCUUGAGUUCUAGGCCAGCCAGAUCUGCAUAGUUGAAACCCUGUCUCACAAGAGAGAAAUUAACAAACAGGAGAAAGAUUUCCCACAAAAGCUUUGUGUAACACAUAAGCGGCUGAAGCCACAACAGUUUGCCCUGCUUCACCUGCCUCCUCUAAAGGGGCGGUCGGGUUGCACCUUUCAGACUCAGCACAGCAAGCAUUGCCGUGGAUGUGCCCGGACAUCAGUCCGUGGAAACCGAGGACAGCAUGAGCAUCAGUUACACCAGCAGUGCCUUGGGAGACACGGGCCAGCAGAACUAAGGAAAAGGCCUUCCGAACGGAAGUAGCCUACACGUGCCUUGGAAAAGGAUUAUAUAGAAUCAGGCUCACAUUUAAAAACAAAAGUCAUCCUAAUAAAUCACAGAUCACAGGAUUUAGGAUUUUGAGAAAUUAUAUUCUCAUUAGAUUUAGAUUUUUAGGGAGUUGGAGAGAUGGCUCAACAGUUAAGAGCAUACGACCCUUGAAGAGGACCUGAGUUCAGAUCCCAGUACCCACAUGGGGUGGCUUUGACUGCCUGUUACUCCAGCUGCAGGGGACCCAGAGCUAAGCAAGUACCUGUACUCACAUUCAUGUGCCCACCCCCAACACACAAGAUUAAGCCUUUUUUAUUACCAUUUGCAUUUACUGAAAAUCAAUUUGUUCUUGUAUUUUUUAAAAGUGCUAUCCUGUCCUGUACCUUGUGGUAUUAAUAUGCUUGCAUUAACAACAUUAAAGGAUGCAAGACACCUGCAGUUGACUUUAGAUGCAUUUGCUCUAAGUCAGCAAAAUGACCGGGUGCAGGCUGUCUUUCAGGAACUCUUGAGUGCCGUCAGCAGAACAAAUGGCCAUAAAUAAGGAACAGAGAACCAACAGAACUGAAAACAAUGUUUAAUGCUUGCAGGAAACACAAGUUCAAGGUGAGAAAAACAUGAGACAACAUGCCUUUCACCAAAAAUAAAAUUUAAAAAAAGACACGUGAAAAGCCUGUUUUGAACUUCCCAAGUCAAAAACGACGCGAGGACUCACACAUCCACCACAGAUAUUUAGUAUACAGUGUACUGGAUGUGCUAACUCUUUUUUUUUUUUUAAAGGACAUGAAUAAUGUACAACUUUACUUUUUCCACAGCUGUUGACACUUUAGGCCUCUGAAGCAUGACCUACAUGAGAAUACAUGAUAUAAACAGUGAUUUGUCAA
Myodes glareolus (Bank vole) is the source of this 4071-nucleotide messenger RNA. It is a transcript of the gene Lyrm2, whose product is annotated as LYR motif containing 2. NCBI's taxonomy places the organism in Eukaryota, Metazoa, Chordata, Mammalia, Rodentia, Cricetidae. Gene Ontology annotation, cellular component: mitochondrion. The record is from RefSeq and is a predicted model, not a curated record.